UGCUGAACUUGUGCUGUUGGAUUGUUAUUAUUCAAGCCGGUCGAUUGAAUGGGACCAUGAAGAAGUGAAUAGGCUUGUUAUCAGCGAGUCAUUUGAACAAAGCAGAUCAGUCACUUACAUGCUUAAAUAUACUUACAUAUACUUACAUAUUUAUUUAUAUUAUUUGUUUGUUUUCCACUUAACGAUCAGCGAUCAGCGCAGAGUUCACAAAAACUUAAAAUUAAUAAAUGAGCUAAAAAUAAAUAAAAAUUAAGAAAGAGAGAGAGAGAGACUACGCUCCGUUAGCUAUUUUUACUGUAGAUCGCUCAUAGCUCGCACACGCUCAUGUAAAUAUUCACUUUUGCUGUUGCAGCAGUUCGCUUUGGAUAAUUGCGGCGUAAGCGUUUAAGGCUUGACAGAUUAGAGCAGUGGGGUUUUGAAAUUCAAGUAUUUACCAAGUGCAGUGCAGCUGUGCUUCUUCUUUGAGCUGAAGAUUAUAGCGAAGUACUUGACAAUAGUUUCGAAGAAUCACCGUAAUGACCCCGCGGCGCCUGUUAUUGUAUUUACUCGUCGCUAUUUGUGGUGGCGUUGUAUAUGCUAGCGGCUUUCCAAAUUAUCAUGCACACUUUGAUUUCGUCGCCUGGGACAAACAUCGCACUGCGGAGAAGCUGGAUGCGGCGCAGAAGUGGUGGCAAUCCGCGGCGAUCUAUCAAAUCUAUCCAAGGUCAUUUAAAGACAGCGACGGUGACGGCGUGGGCGACCUGAAAGGCAUUGCCGAGCAGUUGCCAUAUCUAAAGGAGAUUGGCAUCGCCGCGACAUGGAUAUCGCCCAUCUAUACCUCUCCCAUGGCCGAUUUCGGUUAUGAUGUUGCCAACUUUACUAAUAUCGAUUCUGUGUUUGGCACACUCGACGACUUCGAUGCGCUAAUUGCCAAAUCGCGUGAGGUGGGCGUGAAGAUAAUUCUAGAUUUCGUGCCAAAUCAUUCGAGUGACGAGCAUGAAUGGUUCAAAAAGUCCGCCGCGGGGGAUAAAGACUACAAAGACUUCUAUGUUUGGCAUCCCGGCCGUAUGGUGAACGGCACGCGUCAGCCCCCAACAAACUGGAGAAGCGUCUUCCGUGGCUCGGCGUGGCAGUGGCAUGCGGAACGUAAGGAGUAUUAUCUACAUCAAUUUCUAAGUAAACAGCCCGAUUUGAAUUAUCGCAAUCCGAAAGUGCGUGCUGCGAUGAGUGAUGUCUUGCGGUUUUGGUUGCGACGCGGCGUCACUGGUUUUCGCGUUGAUGCUGUGCCCUUUGCUUUCGAAAUUGCACCCGAUGCAAAUGGCAAUUGGCCUGAUGAGCCACGAAAUGACUGGGUUGUCGAUCCGGAUGACUACAACUAUGUCAAACAUAUUUACACCGCAGAUCAGCCCGAGACGUUGCACUUGGUCUACGAAUGGCGUCGCGUAUUGGACGAGUUUCAGAAAGAGAAUGGCGGUGAUGAGCGUGUCAUGCUAACCGAAGCUUACUCACCUCUCGAUGUGGUAAUGAAAUAUUACGGCAAUGAGACGGCAGAGGGCGCACAAAUGCCUUUCAACUUCCUGAUGAUCAAUUGGCUCUCGAACGACUCCGACGCUUAUCACUUUGCGGAGACCGUGAAUGCAUGGUUGCAGAAUAUGCCCGAGGGACGCACGGCCAACUGGGUGAUUGGCAACCAUGAUCAAAAUCGUGUAGGCUCCAGACUAGGCGCUGAUCGCAUUGACAUGUUAAACAUGCUUACAAAUAUGCUGCCUGGUGUGAGCAUAUCUUACUACGGUGAUGAAAUCGGCAUGACCGACGUGUGGAUCCCUUGGAAUGACACACAGGACCCCUCAGCUUGUCACACCAAUCCGGACAUCUAUGAAAAGUUUUCCCGUGAUCCUGAGCGUACGCCUUUCCAAUGGAGUGACGCUGAAAAUGCUGGCUUUAGUACAGCUAACAAGACAUGGCUGCCCGUUGCUGACAAUUACAAAACGGUGAAUGUACAGCAUGAGCGUGUAGCGCCGUUGAGCCAUUUAAAUAUCUAUAAGCAGCUGCACGCCUUGCGAAAUGAGUCAACGCUCAGGCAUAGCAGCGUCGAGUUGAAGGCGAUCAAUCAGAAUGUGUUGGGAGUGAAGCGGAUGUUGCUUAAUGAUUACACUUACGUUUUCCUGAUGAACUUAUUUGACUCCACGGAGCAGGUGGACUUGACGCAAGCUUUCGAUAACUUGCCUUAUGAGGUUGAAUAUGUUAUUGUGACCCCACAAAGUACUGCGAAAAAGGGUGACACCGUGAAGUCGAACAGCCUUAAAUUGCUACCUAAGGAAGCCGUUGUGGUACGUUCAACCACCAAAUUGACCACUACAGUGGGCUAUUUUGCAUAUUAUGUGCCAAAAAAUGAAAAACAUAAGUAAUAAUAGAUAUUUGAUAGUCUGAUUUUCCUCAUUGUGUUACACUUGAAAAGCUUUUUAUUUAUGAAUGCUUAGCCGUAGUUUUGAAAAUAUGUAAAUGUUAAUUAUUAUGUUAUGGUUUUGUUAAUUGCUCUACAAAAAAAUUGAAAGAGUAAAUAAAGUAGCUUCCUUAAUAUAUUA
Molecule: messenger RNA, 2564 nt
Organism: Ceratitis capitata (Mediterranean fruit fly)
Lineage: Eukaryota; Metazoa; Arthropoda; Insecta; Diptera; Tephritidae
Product: maltase A3
Exons: 6
Coding region: 516-2387 (623 amino acids)
Biological process (GO): carbohydrate metabolic process
Source: RefSeq, a predicted model, not a curated record